ACCCACGCUUUCGAGAAUGAACCCUCGCGAUAAAUUCGCGAUUAGAGCUAACUGGGAUGGCAAGUACGGGAUCGCGGCGUGCAGAGAUCCAAAAUUCCAAUCUUUCUCUUCCCGCCGCUCUGAUUCUGCCCUAAAACCUUGAAGGAAGGUAACUUCAGAUCUUGAAGAAGUCCGUCUCGGCGUUAAAUCCGAGGGGCCAGGUUAAAUCGAAGAUACAGUAAAUCCCGACGAAAUCCAGAUUUAUUUUUUUCCAAAAAGACCGUCUGGCAAGAUUUAGCUUAAACCCAGGUUUAUCGUCAUCUUCCUCAAGAGCCAAGGUUUUUGCCAUCCCAAAUGGCAGCCACCAACGUAACUCACCUGCUCGCUCCAGACUCCCUCUCCGCUUCCGGUAAAGCGGCGGAAAGGCUUAGCCUGCCGCUGCUUCAAUCGAGGAUGAAGCUAGACCCGGAAGGAUAUGAGGAGGAGAUGCUCCUCAUCUAUCGCCACUUCAAAUCCACGCUUAAUCUAUUUCGCCAACAAUCUGCGCUCAGCCCCUCUUCGGAUCCAGUGCUUGCCAAGGAUCUCGGUGAUCUCGUGUUGUUCCUCGCGCACAUGACCCCCUUCUAUCCUCUCCGCCUAGCCGAAUUCCCUAACCAAGUUUCCGAGCUUCUUAAAACCGACGCAAGGGCGCUUCCCUCCUCCCUCCGUUGUCACCUAGCGCGAUCCCUCAUCCUACUUGUCAAUAGAAAGAUUGUUGAAUUUGAGGGAUCUCUAGAGCUGUUCAUGGACCUCCAAGUCAUCGGCGAUCGAACACUAAGAAAACUUACCUUCUCACAUGUUGUGCAUAGCAUUCGACACAUGAAUACAAAGCAUAGAAAUGAGGCACAAGAUCGGAAACUUCAUAAUAUUCUUUUCAAGCAGCUGCAGGGAGAUGAAGAACUACGAGCUAGGAGAUCACUUGCUGUUCUUUGUGAUCUUUAUCGAAGAAAGGUGUGGUUUGAUGCUCGUACAGCUAAUGCCAUCUGCAAUGCAUGCUUUCAUAGUUCUUCAAGGGUUAUGGUGGCUGCUCUUUCUUUCCUGCUUGGUUUUGAAAACAAUGAAGGUAAUUUUGAUGAUAGUGACGCCUCAAGUAGCGAUGAUGAUGAAACUAGUCAAAAUCCACAAGUUUUUCUUAGCAGGGAGGAUGUUUAUAAGGCAAAGCACAAGGGCACUGCUUCUAGUAAGCGGAAAAAAAAGGCAAAAUUGCAAAGGGUUAUUCGUAGUAUUAAAAGGCAGCACCGCAAAUCAUCAGAGAAGAGCGGCCCAAAUUCCUAUUCUCCUCUCACUCACCUAAACGAUGCACAGGGUUUUGCUGAGAAGCUCUUCUCUCGUCUUCAUACGUGCAAUGAGAAAUUUGAGGUUAGGAUGAUGAUGCUGAAAGUAAUUGCAAGAACAAUUGGAUUGCACUUCCUCAUCUUGUUAAACUUUUAUCCAUUCCUUCAAAGAUAUGUUCAGCCUCAUCAGCGUGAUGUGACAAAUUUACUUGCUGCAGCAAUACAGGCAUGCCAUGAUGAGGUACCUCCCGAUGCAGUGGAACCACUUUUCAGACAAAUUGUGAAUCAGUUUGUGCACGAUCGUUCUCGUCCUGAGGCAAUCACUAUUGGAUUAAAUGCAGUACGAGAGAUAUGCCUAAGGAUGCCUCUGUUAAUGAAUGAAGAUUUGCUUCAAGAUUUAGUUUUAUACAAGAAGUCUCAUGAGAAAGCUGUUUCAAUUGCUGCACGCUCCUUAAUCACUUUAUUCAGAGAGAUAUGCCCUUCAUUACUGGUCAAGAAAGACCGUGGUCGCCCCAUCGAUCCAAAAGCUAGGCCAAAAGCAUUUGGAGAAGUUAGUGUAGCCACUGAUGUGCCUGGGAUAGAGUUACUCCAUCAUGAAAAUGAUCUAUACACCAGUUCUUCUGAAGAUGAUAUGGAUGAAGAGGAUGCUGUUGAUGAAGAAGCAGCUUCUACAGGAGAUAAUGGAGAAGAAGGCAAUGCCAGUGAUGAGAAUGAUGAUUUGGAUGAUGGCGUUGAGUUGGAUGAGAGUGAUGAAGGUUCAGAGAGGGAAGACUUGGCUGAUGAAGAAAUAGAUGAAGGACUAAAAGCGCAGCAGAUUUCUGCUGAUGAGCAGGAUGAAGAUAAUGAUCACGAUAGCGGUGAUGAUGGAGAAGAUAGGGAUGCUGAAGAAGUGGGAGAUGAGCCAAGGAAGAAGAAGAGGAAGCUAGAAGAUCAUUUAAGAAAUUUGAAUCCUGCUGAUUUAAGCCUGCGUGCUCUGAGAAGACUAGCAGCAAUGACAUUUGCUAAACCUUCCAACGAUGGAGUUGACGGGAUUCUUUCUAAUGAAGACUUUCAACGUAUUAAUGAACUGAAGGCAAGGAAAGAAGCAAAGCAGGCCUUAUCUCAACAUGGUCUUUUGAGAAAGGAUUCAUGCUCUACAUCAGCAACUUUCAGAAUACCAUCUUCCGAGCAGCUAAGAACAAAACGUUUGGAUCCAGCUAAGCUAGAGGCACACAUCAGGAGUAAGCUUAGCAAGGAUGAGAGAUUAGCUCUGGUUCGAGCAGGCAGAGAAGACAGAGGGCAGUAUCAGGCCAGAGCUGCUGUUAAACAGAAAAAGACCGGCGGCCUCAGCAACCGGCAGAAACAGCACAAGAAAGUCAUGCCUCUGGCUGCCAAAAAACACAGAGCAGCUCGCUCUCGGCAAGAGAAAAAGCAGCAGCGGAAGCGUAACAGGAAGCAGUUCAAGGGAAGGAAAGCUUGGAAGUGAGGCUUUACAUAUCCGCCAUUUGUUCAUUUUAUCAAGAUGAUCUUAUAUUAUUAGAUUAAAGAUCAGGAAAGAACAGGAAAGAACCGCCUUAAUUUUAUUAGUUUAGAGUAAAUUUUAGUUAAUUUUACGAAUUUUUUUUUUCAUCAGAAUUGCA
Molecule: messenger RNA, 2911 nt
Organism: Phalaenopsis equestris
Lineage: Eukaryota; Viridiplantae; Streptophyta; Magnoliopsida; Asparagales; Orchidaceae
Product: protein SDA1 homolog
Exons: 16
Coding region: 334-2757 (807 amino acids)
Biological process (GO): ribosomal large subunit biogenesis; ribosomal large subunit export from nucleus
Cellular component (GO): nucleolus
Source: RefSeq, a predicted model, not a curated record